Ostertagia ostertagi is the source of this 327-nucleotide messenger RNA. The record is from the annotation of a GenBank genome assembly. Lineage: Eukaryota; Metazoa; Nematoda; Chromadorea; Rhabditida; Trichostrongylidae.
AUGAUAGCGUUCAGUGUCGCCAGUGUGCUCAUAUUCAGCGGUAUAGUAUUAUUAGGACUAGCGAUAGUUGUGUAUACGGAUGAACCUGCAGCAGCUCAACUGUGUUUUGCUCUGCUAGAUUUACUGGUAGCCCUUUCCACUGCUGCCGGUUACUUCGCCUUUUUACUGGUUUUCAACGAGUGGCGAGAAGCUAUAAGAAGGUAUCCUUUGGCUAUGAAAUUCUGCUAUUGGCUCAUGAUUCGACUGGACGCACCCAGAAAAAGCGUCGACGAGCAUCGUGGUGCAACUGACAAAUAUUUUAAUCAACUGCGACAAGCAUGGAGCUGA